CUUGGAGAGAGAGAGACAGAGUGAGUCUGGGGUCUGGGAGAAGCAAUCCCCGCUCUGAAUGGCCAUCUCAUCUGCUGUGGGGAUGGAAAUGCAAGAUCCAAAAAUGAACGGAGCGCUCCCUGUGGGUGCUGAGGGUUACAGGCAGGAAUGCGAGGGCUUCCUGCCCAGCCGUGGUCCUGCUCUUGGGAGGAAGCCAGUCCAGUUCAUGGAUUUUGAGGGGAAGACAUCGUUUGGAAUGUCGGUGUUCAACCUUAGCAAUGCCAUCAUGGGCAGUGGCAUCCUGGGGCUGGCCUAUGCCAUGGCCCAUACAGGAGUCCUCUUCUUCCUGGCCCUGCUGCUGUGCAUUGCAUUGCUGUCUUCAUACUCCAUCCACCUCCUGCUGACCUGUGCCGGUAUUGUAGGCAUCCGAGCCUAUGAGCAGCUGGGACAGAGGGCAUUUGGGCCCGUGGGGAAGGUAGUGGUGGCCACCGUCAUCUGUCUGCACAAUGUUGGGGCCAUGUCCAGUUACCUGUUCAUCAUCAAAUCCGAACUCCCCCUGGUUAUCGGCACCUUCCUGAACAAAGAACCCGAGGGGGACUGGUUCUUGAAAGGAAACUACCUGAUCAUAAUUGUCAGUGUGUUAAUCAUCCUGCCCCUGGCUCUCAUGAAACACUUGGGCUAUCUGGGGUAUACCAGCAGCCUUUCUCUGACCUGCAUGCUGUUUUUCCUCAUUUCGGUUAUAUAUAAGAAGUUCCAGAUUUGCUGUGGUCUAAACUGCAAUGAGACAGCAAUAGAGAGUACGUCCCUGGGCCUCCCCAGCUUGGGGCUCAACAACACUUGUGAGGCCCAAAUGUUCACAGUUGACUCGCAGAUGGCCUACACAGUGCCCAUUAUGGCCUUUGCCUUUGUCUGCCACCCUGAGGUGCUGCCCAUCUACACAGAGUUGAGCCGGCCUUCCCAGCGGAGGAUGCAGGCUGUGGCUAACGUGUCCAUUGGGGCCAUGUUCUGCAUGUACGGGCUCACAGCGACCUUUGGAUACCUCACCUUCUACAGCAGCGUGAAGGCGGAGAUGCUGCACAUGUACAGCCGGAAGGACCUGCUCAUCCUCUGCGUGCGCCUGGCGGUGCUACUUGCAGUGACCCUCACUGUGCCCGUCGUGCUGUUCCCUAUCCGCCGGGCCCUGCAGCAGCUGCUCUUCCCAAGCAAGGCCUUCAGCUGGCCACGGCAUGUGGUCAUAGCCCUAAUCCUGCUGGCGUUGGUCAAUGUCCUUGUCAUCUGUGUGCCAACCAUCCGGGAUAUCUUUGCGGUUAUUGGGUCCACCUCUGCCCCCAGCCUCAUCUUCAUCCUCCCCAGCAUCUUCUACCUCCGCAUCAUCCCCUCUGAGGUGGUGCCCCUUUGCUCCUGGCCCAAGAUCCAGGCCCUGUGUUUUGGCAUCCUGGGGGUCCUCUUCAUGGCCAUCAGUCUGGGCUUUAUGUUUGCCAACUGGACCACAGGCCAGAGCCACAUGUCUGGACACUGACGUGGUCCUCCCUGCCCCACUCAGUCCCUGUGCACAUGUGUAUGUGGAGGAACUUGGGGCCACUCUCCUGGGUCCCUCCAGCCUAGGGUGUGGAUGUGGCUGGUCCCCAUGGAUGUGGCUGUCGAAGUGGGGGACAGCAGAAGCUGCAGACUGGCCCACUUCCCUCCUCCCCAGGGAUGCUGAGCUUGCAUCACGGUCCUACUCCUAACCCCAUGGGAGGAAGAGAGGAGGGCAGGUCCUUGGGCUGAAGCCCUUUGUUGGGAUGACCCUCGUGCUGAAGGGGAAGAAUAAAGAUGCUGAA
Heterocephalus glaber (naked mole-rat) is the source of this 1799-nucleotide messenger RNA. It is a transcript of the gene Slc38a5, whose product is annotated as solute carrier family 38 member 5. Gene Ontology annotation, cellular component: plasma membrane. The record is from RefSeq and is a predicted model, not a curated record. Gene Ontology annotation, biological process: L-glutamine transport; serine transport; L-histidine transmembrane transport. Gene Ontology annotation, molecular function: L-glutamine transmembrane transporter activity; glycine transmembrane transporter activity. NCBI's taxonomy places the organism in Eukaryota, Metazoa, Chordata, Mammalia, Rodentia, Bathyergidae.